This is a messenger RNA of Dreissena polymorpha, 7479 nucleotides long. RefSeq names its product golgin subfamily A member 6-like protein 22. The coding region runs from base 396 to 4658 and encodes 1420 amino acids. The record is from RefSeq and is a predicted model, not a curated record. Lineage: Eukaryota; Metazoa; Mollusca; Bivalvia; Myida; Dreissenidae. The transcript has 37 exons.
ACAGUAGGAUUGAGUCUUUGGCUUAUUGAAAACUGAAGUAUCAAUACUUCAGCAAUUUUGAGUUGAUUUUGAGAAGUAAGCAAACAAACUAGAUCAAACUCAGUGACAAUUUCUCCAAUCUCGUUAACCAUUACUAGAGCUGAGAUAUUCAUUCCACGAUAUUUUGACGCAGGCAGAGAAUCAGUUUCGUUCAUAUGACAUUUUGGAGCUUGGAGAGAUGAAUGUGGAUUUAUUAAUUUUUGCAUUUGUGAAUAAAAAUCAACAGUAACUGAUUGGAAACCCAGAUUAAGGGGACACCAAAAACCUUGAAAGCCACUUCAAGGACCUACUGGUGGUAGCUCAUGCUCAAGCCCUGAACAGGCUCAAGAUGAACUGCAACAUAAAUUUAUAAACAAAUGGCAAGAGUUGGAUUAAAUGGACAUCUGGACCGUAUGAAGGGCCGCAGUAUCGGAAUGAACAGUGAUGAGGAAGACGGGGUACAAUCAGGGUCUGCAACGGGUUUCUCAGAUGGUGAGAGAGAGGAAAAUGCACACUUAAGGGGAUCCAAACAGAUCAAGAAUGCAUUCGACCCAGUGACCCAGAUUUUGGACAAAAUUGAUGCAGAGCUGGUCUCUCUGACUCGAUCACAAGGGAGCACAAGCACUGCCACAACAGCCACAGAUUGCACUGUUGUUCAUAGAUCCAGCAGCAGAAACAGCCCCGCCCCCCACACCAAUGGACACAUCACUCACAAUGGUUACCCUGACAACCGUGACGAGCUCUCCAUCAGUCAGCUAGGUAGCUCCAAUUAUAAACACCCAGGUUCCCUGCAGAGUUCCAGUUCCCGCUUUCCUGGAGGCUCAGACCGGGACACAGGCAUUGGAACAGGAAGUAAUAGCUUGCAGGAAACCAGCCUGAUCAACAAGGAACCAGAAAUACGUCCCCUGGAACCUGGGGACCAUUUUAAGGAAAAGAGUGUUGUGGGUCACAGAAGAGCAAACACCGCCCCAGCCCCUCUUAUGUUCCUGAAUGGACAACAUCUUUCAGAUGACGACAAACAUCAGCAGCAGUCAACAUCUGCCACAUUGCAAGCAAAACAGGUGGACGACAAGUUUCGAGAAAUUCUUCAGAAACGAAAAAGUGGCCGGGUCUCUGACACAGAUGAUGCUCAGACAAUCAGGACAGAAGAUUUCGUGGACAAGUUUCAAGAUACCAUGGUUUAUAGUUCAGCAGACGAAGCGGAGAAAAUACGUUCCCUCGAAGAUGAUCUACAUAGCGACGCCCCUGCCCCUGGUUACCCCCCAAUCUACCCGAAGCCAACGGUGACCUCGUCCUUGCCUCGACCAUCUGUGCGGUCUUCCCUAAAACUGACCACUGGUCACAUCAGCGAUGCAGACUCAGUGAGGACUGAGGACUUUGAACAUUCUUUCAAGGACAUGAUGGUUCCGACUGGCAACCAGACAGAGAGUGACCUUGACACUGCCAACACUGAUGGGGGCAAUGACCCCAUACACAGCAAGGUCAAACAGCUUCUCAAGGCCACUGCCAAAUCAUCUAGACGUAUUGUCACUGGCUUUAAAAGGAGGAGAAAAGAUCGUAUCAGCCACAACUCUAGCCCUUCAUCAAACUCUAUUUUGAAAACCCGAUCUAGUUCCUCAGAAGACAAACCGAAAUCAGACCAUAAGUCAAAGCAGCAUGUCAGAAUAUCACCUCAGUUACCUCAGUAUCAAAACCAAUCAAAGGGAGAAGACUCUGAUGACACAUUGUGCUCAGACAAAGAGGAUAAGGUUAUCUCCCCUAGGAGCCAAGACACAACAUUUUUGAAAUCCGGUGACAGGGAUGCUGAAACACACAGAGAAAUUGUCAGGGAAUCUGACAGAAUUCGCCGGGAAAUGGAACGAGAACGGCGCAGCAAAACCAACUCACCAGAUCGUGAACUCCUUCGGGAUCGAUCACCAACUAGGACGUACCUUACCUUGACCAGUCAACCAAAGAGCUUGUAUGACAAAGGUGACCGGCCUAAUGUACAUGACAGCCGUGGUGGAGGUGGUGGCAGUGGUGGUUUAAGUAGUGGUGGUGGUGGUGGUGGAGGUGGCAAAAGUCUGUCUGAUGAAGAAAAGGAAAAAAAUGCUGAACUCCGCGCUACACAGAGUGCAUUGGACGUCACACAGGCGGCAUUGUUAGAGGCGAGAAAAGACUUGAAAAAUAUCCAGGCACAAUACGAGGAUGCCAGGACCCAGCUAAUGUUGUCUGAAUACAAACGUGAGAACUCAACAAAGGAGUUGGCUCGGAUAUCCAAUGAACUCUGCCUUAAACAGGAGGAAUCCAAGAGACUGGAAACUAUGGCAACGAGAAGACGUGAAGAGAUGAAACACUUUGAUGAUAUCGGCUUUACAAAGGAAGAGGCAGUACAGAUAAUCUCUGAGAAUGAGAAAAUGAAGAGUCGUCUGCGUAACUUGGACGCGGUGCAUGCGGAGAGGGACGAGGUGAUUCAACAGCUGGAAACCUCAAAACAAGAACUCUUCAAUGAGCAGAAGAAAGCACGUGGGAGGAUUGAAGAGCUUCAGGAGGAGCUUGAAAAUAUGGCAAGUAAUUUGGAACAGACACAAACAGAGAAGGAAGACCUGGCAAAACGACUCCAGAAGAUGGAAGUCAGUUUCAAGCUGAUGGAGAGAGAGAAGAAUGAACUCAUCCAGGAGAAGACACGCCAAUAUGAAGAGGAGAGGGACAAAUACAGGAAGGACAAAUCUGAUUGGAGAAAGCGCAGCACUGACGAUGUGGAGUUGGUACGACAGGAGCUGGUGAAGAUGACCAAUCGAGUGGCUGCUCUUCAGGAGGAGGUCCAAAAUAAAGACGAGAUCAACCACCAGCUGAGAGAUGAGAUGCUUGAGAUACGAAGGCAGGCAGAGCAAGAGAAGGACAGCAAAUCCUACAUUCUGGAGGAGCACAAGAAAACACUUCAAACUCUUCGCAAAGAAACCGAUUGUGCAAUGGUUCAGCUGCGAGAGUCUCUGUUCCUGGAGAAGCAGAAGACAAUGGACGCCAUGAGGGAGGAGCUAGAGCAGGAACGCCGUGACAUCACUGCCCGCACCAGUGAGAGGUACGAGGCCCGGAUAGCAGAGCUGGAAACCAUCAUGAAGGCUAAGAAUGAAGAGCUAGGCCACCUAAAUGGCCUUGCAGACAAGCUGGAGGCAGAUAUCGCUAGAAACAAGACCAAGAACAGUGAGGAGAUCAAGUUACAGGUGCAGGAGGCAGUUGCUAAGGAGCGCCAGUCCCAGGAGGAGGAGCGUGCCUGGGCAGUGCAGCAGGAGCGGGAGGGUCUCGAGCGCGAACACCGAGCUCAGAUUGCCAAGUUUCACGAGGAUAUCGGCAGGAUGAAGGAGGAGCAGAAACAGCUGGAGAUCCGCAUGAAGGAGCAGAGGGCGGAGCUGGAUGACAUGAGGAACUCCAACAAGACGGCCCUGCACGAGAAACUGAUAGCUGUGGCCCGUGCCAAGGAGCUCAUGAGACAGGAACAUGUGACAGAGCUGGAGAGAAUCAAGGAACAAAUGAAAAAUGAGCACAAGAAGGAAAUUGACAAACUGCGUGAUACCAUUCGUAUCCAAGAAGAUGAACUACGUCAGCUGCGUGAGGAACGUGUUCGUGUUUCCCGACAACAGAAGGAUAGCGCCUCAUCCCUUGACCGGACAGAGCGCACGCUCAUCAAUGAGAUUAACGAGGAGUGUCGUAAGACCUCAGAAGUCCUCGGGCUCAAUCCUCGCAAAGUAAAUCUUUCAAGUUCAACAGGCAGCACUGUAAAAAGUCCCACUACAUCUGCACUGCCUAACAAAGGGGGAGAACUCUUCUUAUUUACGCAAGCCCAAGAAGUGUGUCGGGCAAGUGAGGCCAAUCUACGAGCCUGUAACGAGGAGUUACGUUUGCAUGUCACAGAUUUGCAGCGAGAAUUGGAGCUCCAGCGUAACACGAAUAGUAUUGCAGAUAGAGAGAAGGAUGAAGCUUUAUCCACUCUGAAGCGUCAGUUAGAACGGGAAAAAGAAGAAGAAAUGAUGCGACUGAAAGAGCGUCUUGUACGGGGUUUGGCCACAAGUGAGCACCGCAGCCCUGUGUAUACACCAGACAAUGAUAUAGCAGCACGCCAGCAGUUCAAGUCGUAUCCCAACGAGAGACAACUCCGUCUGGUCUCUGAUCAACAGCAACUGGAUUUGGAACGUCUUGAAAGAGAAAUCAGCAAACUGGCAAUGAACCAGGGUGCUAGCGGAGACUUGGACUAUGCCAAGCGUCUAUCACAGCUCCAUUCCAAGGUGAAGCAACUGCAGUCAGACAACACAACACUGCGGCGUGCCAAACUCAACUCGUCUUCCUCAAACCCAGACCUUAUGGCAAUGGAUGAUCUCCCCAACCACCGAGCGUACAAAGUGCGUUCCCCAUCGCCCACUCGUGACAUGCAGAGAUUGGCCAGCAAUCUGGAGCUGCGUGCCAAGGAACACGACUACGAGACUGAGGCUCUCACAGAGCACCAGCGUCGCAACCGUGACAUCAUGUCGCGAAAAAUGGCGGAAAUGUCCAAACUUCAAAACACACUUACUAAUCAGGCCAAGGAGCUGAUACAACUAGAGAAGGCGUACACUCAACUGAACCAGUCGGCCACAUCCCCCAGGCCAAGAUCAGCGCUGAGAUAGUCCAGCUCCCUAGAGAUAGCUGCAAAUGAGACGAGUUAUUGGCCGUACUUUAAGCUAUGAGAUAAACCAGCUUUAAUUGAUGACAAAGCCUUAAGAAGUAAAAUUAUAAGUUUUGGGACAGUCUAAUCCAGUGUGGAGAAAGAGCUAUCAUCAAGUUAUCUAUGUUUUAUUGAAUGAUAAAUUUAUUUUAAAAUUGUAUACCAACUCUUUUUUAAACUUCACAACACACAUGUCUGUUGUUUCUUCUUCUAGAAAGUAUCCUGUAACUUGUUUUAGAUACAUCAGUUUGUGAUAGCCUGGAGAUCCCAAUAAAAUGCAACUGAUUCAAAGUUAAUUAUAGUUGUAUACCAAUUAGUAGGUAUGUGUAGGUAAAUAUGUAUGUAUUAAAACAUUUUAUUUAUUACAAUGUAUUAAUAUAUUUUGUGCCAAUCACUUAAUUUUAUCUUUGCUACAUUUACUUUUUAUUAUAGAUAAAUGUGGCACAUUUAUGAGUUUACUUUAAAAGUACAACAACAAAGAAAAAAAGUGAAGACAUGAUUGUGUUUAUGAAUAUAAUAUUUCUUAUAUAUUAAACACAAUAAUUAUAUUGUUAACAUAGCAGAAGUAUUUAAGUUGAUUUUAAAAACUUGUAUGUGAUAUUAACCUGUGAUAAAAUGAAUAUUUCAAUAAAAUAAGCAUGGUAUGAGCAAGAGUGGUCUAGAGAUAACCUUUUGGUCAACAGUUAAACCAAUAAACCUAUUUACAAAAUGUGAUAUUAACGUUAUUCACAAACAAUGACAAUUACUUUUUAUAUAAUAAGUUACAUUUAUGGCAUUGUAUUAUACUUUAAGUGUUUUACUAUGUUUUGGAUUUUUUUUAGUAUUUAAGACAUUUAUUGUACCCUUUUUAAAAGUUUACAAUAUGUAUGUAUGUUAUAAUGUGCUAUUUUUAAAAUAUUUUGUUUAGUGUAAUAGGUAGUGUUUAAUUCUUGUGAGUUUGUUUUUACAUUAAAUGAAUCCUUCCAUUUGAUUUGCAUUGAGAUCCAAGGUACUGUGAUAUUGUGUAGAUUACAGAGUGAAGAUUUGUAUCUUAUAUUUAGUUAAACAUGUAUUAACUCGUUUUAUUUUCAUAAAAAUGUUAAAUUUGUUAAAUCAUAUAUAUUGCAAGUAAACAUUAUAAUCUUCUAUAGACUUUAUCAUUUCAUUUAAAUACUGGUGUAUUGUAAACAUUUUCUUUAAUUGCACUUAUAGCAAAAAUAAAAAAAUGAUGUACUCAAGAAAACAAUAAUAUAAACUAUAAUGUAAAUUGAUGUUGUUUUCCUGCAUCUAUUUUUCUGCCAUAUUAUGUGUCAUUUUAACUGGUAAUGUAAACUUCAGAUUUCAUAAAUAUAAUCAUAAAUAUAAUUGUAUGCUUCUUAUUAUAUAUAUUUUUUUAUAUGUACAAUUUUACUUUGAAUAAUAAGUACACUUUAAGGCAAAAUAAAUUAACUAGCUUUCUUCCGAAAUGAAUCAAAUCAGAUGCAUGUCACUUACACUUUAAAUAUUUAGUGGGAAGAUUUUCUUAUCUUUUAGGGCUGCUUUUACAGGUUUUUAUUCGUGGUGUGAUGAAAUAUAAAUACAUUAGCAAAUUAUUAUUAAGUAUUAUAUUAUACAUUUUGAUGUGAUUUUUACUCUACAUCCGUCCUGUUUUAUUUUUUAACUCACCUGAGCACGAUGUGCUCAUGGUGAGCUUUUGUGAUCGCCUUUUGUCCGUUGUCUGUAAUGGGAGUCGUGGGGCGUCAACAUUUGCCUUGUUAACACUCUAGAGGCCACACUUAUUGUCCGAUCUUCAUUAUCAAUGAAAUAUUGGACGAGUUUGAAAAUGGUUCCAUUUGGUUGGCCGUCAGGGGGUGAGGCACUCUUAAAGUCACAAUUAAAGUCUAAUGUAUAUGAAAGUUGGUCAGAACAUUUGUUCUAAUGAUAACUUGGAUGAGUUUGAAAAUGGUUCUGGUCUGUUGAAAAGCAUGACUGCCAGAGGUUGUGGCAUUUUUCCUUACAUGGUUAUAGUCAAACCUUGUUAACACACUAGAGGCCACAUUUAUGGAAAGAUCAUCAUGAAACUUUGUCAGAAGAUUUAUCUCGUUGAUAUCUUAGACAAAUUUGAAAAUGGUUCCAGUUGCUUGAAAAACAUGGCAUUUUUCCUUAUAUGGCUAUAGUAAAACCUUGUUAACACUCCUAGAGUUCACAUUUAUGGUCUGAUCUUUAUGAAACUCAGUCAGAAUGGAAAUGAUUCCAGUCUGUUGAAAAACAUGACCACUAGAGGGUUGGGCAUUUUACCUGAUAUGGCUAAAGUAAAAACUUGUUAAUACUUUAAAAGUCACAUUUUUUGUCCAAUCUUCAUGAAACUUGGUCAGAACAUUUGUUUUAAUGAUAUCUUGGAUGAGUUUAAAAAAGCUUCUGGUCUGUUGAAAAACAUGGCCGCCAGGGGGCGGGGAAGUUAUCAUUCUAUGGCUAUAGUAAAACUCUAAAAGUUACAUUUGUAGUUAACUCUUCAUGAAACUUGGUCACAGCAUUUGUUUAAAUGAUAUCUUGGGCUGCACAGAACAGGUCAGUUCCUUGUAUAUCAUGUGAGUGACUUUGGGCCUUUCAGUUCCUCUUAUUCAGAUAAAGUUAUAUUUUACAAAGUUAACCAGGUUUUACAUCCAGCAUUUGUCUGUGCAUUUAGUAUGACAGAUCAUUAUUUGUUAGUAUCAUAUCAAAACAGAUAGUGUAAUAAAUUUAUAUCUUUAAUAUAUGUAAGCAUUUUAAAAUGUACACCUGUAAUGUAAAAAGAUUUACAUAAUAAACUGUGAUUUAACACAAAA